AUGUUGGUGAAGAAGCUUGCAGGGAAAGGAGGGGGACCAGAACCUGCAUCAGAAGAUCCGCGCCCCUCGGGACAGCGUUGUGCCGGCACCAUGGCCUGGUGCGCAGCCCUGGCGACCCUCCUGUCAGUGGUUGCUGUGGUUUUUUGUUUGUAUCUUGGGGUGAAAACCAACGACCUCCAGGCGAGGAUUGCUGCUCUUGAAUCUGCUAAAGGGACCCCCUCCUUUCGUCCUCUGCCUGACACCCUGGAUGAGCUGAAGGCUGUGGUUCAGGAGAAAGUGGAGCGUCUCUUGGCUCAGAAAUCCUAUGAACAUAUGUCUAAAAUAAGAAUCGCAAGAGAGGCACCUUCAGAGUGCAACUGCCCAGCAGGUCCUCCGGGGAAACGAGGAAAGAGAGGUCGAAGAGGAGAGUCUGGUCCUCCUGGUCAGCCUGGCCCCCAGGGUCCCCCUGGUCCAAAAGGUGAUAAGGGAGAACAAGGUGAUCAGGGGCCUCGGAUGGUGUUUCCUAAAAUCAAUCAUGGCUUUCUCUCUGCUGAUCAGCAGCUCAUUAAACGCCGGCUGAUUAAGGGUGACCAAGGACAGGCUGGGCCUCCAGGACCCCCAGGCCCUCCUGGUCCAAGAGGCCCUCCUGGGGACACAGGGAAGGAUGGCCCCCGAGGAAUGCCAGGAGUACCCGGUGAACCAGGGAAACCAGGAGAACAAGGCUUGAUGGGACCUCUGGGGCCUCCAGGACAAAAGGGUUCCAUAGGAGCACCUGGGACCCCAGGCAUGAAUGGGCAAAAGGGUGAGCCUGGAUCACCUGGAGAAGCAGGGCAAAGUGGACUACCAGGACCAAAGGGGGAACCUGGAAAAGAAGGAGAAAAGGGAGAUGCUGGAGAGAAUGGCCCCAAAGGUGAUGCAGGUGAAAAGGGUGACCCUGGAUCAUCUGCUGCAGGAAUUAAGGGAGAACCUGGGGAAUCUGGCCGUCCAGGACAAAAGGGUGAGCCAGGGCUGCCUGGACUACCUGGACUCCCGGGGAUCAAGGGAGAACCAGGCUUCAUUGGUCCUCAAGGAGAGCCAGGCUUACCAGGGUUACCAGGAACAAAAGGUGAACGUGGAGAGGCGGGGCCUCCUGGAAGAGGUGAACGAGGGGAUCCUGGAGCCCCAGGACCAAAGGGGAAACAAGGUGAAUCAGGAGCUAGAGGCCCAAAGGGGUCAAAGGGUGAUCGUGGAGACAAAGGUGACUCUGGAGCUCUGGGACCACGGGGUCCACCUGGGCAAAAGGGAGAUCCAGGAGCUACUGAGAUCAUAGACUACAAUGGCAACCUCCACGAGGCCUUACAGAGGAUUACUACCUUAACUGUCACGGGCCCUCCCGGACCUCCUGGACCUCAAGGACUACAAGGGCCAAAGGGUGAGCAAGGCUCUCCAGGAAUUCCCGGAGUUGAUGGAGAACAGGGACUCAAAGGCUCGAAGGGUGAUGUGGGGGACCCAGGCAUGCCAGGUGAAAAAGGUGGAAUCGGACUUCCUGGAUUGCCGGGUGCCAAUGGAGUGAAAGGAGAAAAAGGAGACUCUGGCUUGCCGGGUCCUCAGGGUCCUUCUAUCAUAGGCCCACCAGGCCCUCCAGGUCCCCAUGGCCCACCUGGCCCCAUGGGACCCCAUGGACUUCCUGGACCAAAGGGAGCAUCUGGCUUAGACGGAAAGCCAGGAUCCCGGGGUGCAGAUGGCCCUAUAGGACCCCAUGGCCCUGCAGGUCCCAAAGGAGAAAGAGGAGAGAAAGGAACUGUGGGGGAGCCUGGACCCAGAGGGCCCUAUGGGCUGCCUGGCAAAGAUGGAGAGCCUGGUCUUGAUGGCUUCCCUGGUCCUCGAGGCGAGAAGGGUGACCUGGGAGAAAAGGGAGAAAAGGGAUUCCGUGGCGUUAAGGGGGAAAAGGGGGAGCCAGGCCAGCCUGGCCUGGAUGGGCUGGAUGCCCCUUGCCAAUUGGGACCUGAUGGAUUACCCAUGCCUGGCUGCUGGCAAAAGUGAUGAAUCUAACCUUCCAAGCAUGAAGUUGUGUAUAUAAUGGUCCACCUUUUAUAUUUAUAGUUGAAAAACUGAAUUGCAGAUUCUGCAAGUGUGGAAUCUGCUCACUGCACUGUUUCUCCCUGUUCACGGUAGUGCAGACAUCCAUCAUUUCUCACAUCUGCAAUUAGACAGUUUACGGAAGUGAGGAGCCUGCGGGAAAUAGGGAUCGCUAUCUCUAUUUUAUGUGGACAUAUGUAUUUAUAUGGACAUCAGUGAUAAAGAACGAUUGCUCUCACUAUUUUCUUAUUUGGGGCUUGCUAAUUGCAUGGACCAAAAGUGCCAUGAAAUAGUUUACAUGAAAUUGUGACCAAAUAUGAUCUCAAAGCUUUGACCAUGUAGCACACAUUCCCUAGUAGCAUUCAUUCACGCCCACACCACCUACUGAAACUAACUAAAAACAGCAUGACCUUGUGCCAACCCUGCUUGUGCAAAUGCAGACGCUUGCAUGCUGCCUCAGAAGUUCUUUGACUACAUCUGAACCUUUGUUCCUUUUGUCAUCUCAAGGGGGUUACACCGUGGCUUAUUGCCAAAAAGAGAUAAGUUGAUGGAGAGCACACACACAGUUGGUCUUAUAUUUUGAGGGAGUUGCAGUCCUGACUGCAGAUCCACAGCUCCUAACAAUGUGGGCUCCUUUGACAACCUUGGUUGAAAUACCAAAAGGUUGAGCCGAUUACUGCCACUUGUUUUCCUCGGGCUGUGCUUGGCAGUGAAGACGCCUGAAGAGGACCGGUUCCGCUUCCUGCACUGUCUUUCCUGUGACCAAGUUGGAAGGAGGUUUAUAGCCACGAACACCAAGAGAAGCAGGAAUUGUUUUUCUAGAAGAACUGACUUCCCACGGAUGUUGAUCUGGGUGCUUUGGGGAAAUGUCAGCAGUAAUUACGCAGCAGUGUUUUGGAGACAGCAGAGCCUUGGAAAGGAAGCCCCUGUUUGAGCAGAUUGAAGGGUGCAGACACCAUCCCAUCAGAGCUCAGGUUGCUGAAGAGAGAACUUGUCCCAAGAAGGGUCAAACAGAAUAAGCUGUGCUACAAAUGCAGGGGAGUUAGUGCAAACUUUACCAAAGGUGGUCAGAAAGCAUCCCUCUCUCCCUUCUGGGGUUGACCCACAAGAAACAUUUUUUUCUACAAGUUCUAGAAACAAAAUGUAGUUUCCAUUCUUUCUCACACUUUUUAUUUUCUUAGUCAAGGAACAAACUAUUUGCUUCAGUUUGGGUCUCGUAGGUUUUUAAAGAAUACUUUUUAAGAUAAGUUUUCAAAUCAUAAUAAUUUGAAUCCAUUAUGGUAAAAAUAACCUUUUAACGUCUCCUUUUUUGUUUUGGUUGAAAUAAUUGGAGAGAUUAUGGGGAGACUUCAUUUUUUAUUUUGCUUAAUUAUUAUGAAGUAUAAAGAUUAAGCAUUUUUCACUACUUUUUGAUUUACAUUGACAAAUUUACCUGUCAGUUAUUGUAAAGAUUUUUAUCACAUUUUGAUAGCAUGAACUUGCUUCUUCUAUGUUUUUCCUAUAUUGAUGUUUAUUUAUCCAGUUUUGUUUUUACAUUUCUAAGUUUUGUUUUAUACACAGACCAAAUCUGAGAUCUCAGAAAGCCCUGGAAUACAGUUGCCAGAGAGAGAAUCUUAGUUUUCACUAACUUGAUAAAAACAUACCUACGCAGACUGACUGGGCAUUUCUUUGCCAAGUUUGUGGCAUGUUUUGAAAUGAUUUAUUUUAAGUGGAAGGGUUGCCUGGGAAAAGCUCCAUCUGUGCAAGUGGUGAUUCUAGUAGCCCAUUAGAGCAUUUUAUUUCCUUCGGUGAUUAAAUGUCAUUUUUAAUGGGAACAUUUCUAGUUUGGUGCUUGGAUUUUCACCACCAGAGGGGAAAUUCUUGCAUGUUUAGGAUUACAACAAUGAAGAUGCAAUUUCAAAACAGAUCUUAAGAUGUCUUUCAUAGCAUGUAACCAAAUGCUCAAUCAUACAAAAUGAUGUCAUCUUUUUUUCCUUAUGUCAUUUCUGAGAUUAGAAUUUAAAUGUUAGAUCAGACUAUCUGGUAAUAUUCCUAACAACAUUCCACACUUCUAAGCCAAUUUAGCAUUAGUGGGUUUUUUGUGGAGAGUAUUUUCUAACGAUUUCUUGUAUGAUGUGGUUAGGGUAAGAUAUUUCUCAAUACAUGAAAGAAUUUGUCUUAAAUCAUUUGGGAGACAAAAAUGAGCUCAAGAUUACACAUUAUCUUCAGGAACAAUAAACAAAGCAACUAUAGAAUCUUGAAGACAAUCUGGUGACUGUAUUUCCUCCUCCCUUCCUUUCUGUUUCUCCAUUAAAAAGGAGUAUUGAGAGGGAUCAUGAUUUAAAAUUUAGAGAGAUUCGAAUGAGACUAGCUCAACAAUAAAAGCAUCAUUAACAAAAUGGACAUACCCCUAUAAAGAAUACUGCUCGGACUGUGUGUGCACUGGGGUUUUGCUCGUAAGACACAUUUAAAGGACUGUGUAAAAUUCUAUUUCAUGUACUUCCUCGGAACAGACAACAGGAGGAUGGCUGUCAUCUGUGCUCAGUGGAUUGCUAGGUUAACUACCAGGAGUUAACCAUAAACGUUGGACUUUUCAAACAUCUUUAAUCAUCCAUUUUGUCAUCAAACUGAAUAAUUUCCAAAGGAAUCAAUACCGGAUUGUCAUUGUUGAUACAUAUGUUUAUAGAUAGCAUUGUUUUUCAUAAAGAUUUCUUUAGGAGAACUAAAAAAAAAAGGUAUGGAACACCAACUGGAAAUAUGUCAAGGUCAGGUUUUACUUCAGAGACAGCAAAUGUCUCUAAAGGAUGCCAUUAUUGUGUUGUCACUUUACAUGGUUUUCCAUUAGCCUUGGUUGCUGCUGGUAAAUAUCCUUCCUUUUUGUCUCUCUGGAUAGUGGACCUCUACUGUGGGUAACUUCGUUUCUCUGUUUAAUGGCAUUCCUAAGCUGUUAGUGUGUGGUUUAAUUUUUGAAGAUCAAGAAUCUGUUGUAAACAUAAUUCAAUGACCAGCCUUUCCUAAUGUAAAACAGUGCUCUGUGGUCCCCCUUAUUCUGUGUUCUUUUUAUAUACCAUAUGCCUUUAUCAGUUUUCAUUUACCUUCUUUUUUGAGUUCACUCACCUUUCAGCUUAUAAACAUAUGGUAAGCUUGAUGCAGCCAGGGUUAGAGAAGUCUACAUAUGACAUGUGGGGUACUGGUACAUAAGAAUGCCUGAAUCUCCUCACCCCCCCACCCCCCACCCCCGCUUUCCUUUUCCAUUAUCCAGUGCAGCCUUGGAGGGCUUUUCUUUAUGCUGUUAUUUUAUGGAGAAUAUUGGAAUGUCUCCCACUCCUACCAAUAGAAAGUUCUUGGUUUGGGAUUUAUUCUGUGCAUAUGAUUGUUAGUGGGGCAGUUUGCAUACAUGUACUUAGUGUAUGUAUGUAUGUAUCUGCUAGCUUAAGGAAAUGGUCGGAUUACCACUCUGCACCUAUGGGAAAAGUGUCCUUGGUAUUUUUGUCACUUAGGAAAUGUGCCUAUUUUCCAAGAAUUCUUUAAAAAUAUUGAUAGUAAAACAUUAAAACUAACAUUUAGCCCCCCCACACACACACACUAUAUUUUUCUGAUAGUGGUUCAGCAUCUUCUCAAAAGUGGUUAUGAGAAGUUUAGAUGCUGACAUCUGAAACCUAGAUUUCCUUCCUUUCUUUAUGAUAUUUAGAUUAUUUUCAUGUUUAGUGCCACUGAAACAUAGAACUUAAUAAUUUUUACCAAAAAAAAAGCCCUACUAUCUCAUAAGGUUCACUGGAUGGAGUUGUGAUACUGGUGUUUGACCAGUUAUACUUCUGCCCAACUGUGUUAGGAUAUAAAAGUCCCCUGUCCCCGCUUCUAUUCUCUUAACACAUCUUCUCACCCAGAGAUACUUCUCUAACUUAGAUUGCUGGUGGAUUUACUUAGGGUUUUGGUUACUUUUAUAGUAACAAACAUUGUAAUGGCUUCUUUUUUCUUUACCAAGAUAUAUUUACAUAUAUAAGCUGCCUACUCUGCUGAUUAGCACACCGUCUUGGAGACAGGAAGAUGGACCUUGCCAUGCUUGAUUUCUUGACAACAAAGAAAAUACCAGCAUUUCUCAAAAUAAGUGGAUAUUCUGACCUAUCUCUGAAAUGUUAAUGAGUCGGGUUCACGAACAGUGUCUCACAUAUUGUUGGCGUUUGAGUGGAAAUCCUUCACAGUGUUGUAAAUGUUUCAUUCGGGUGGACAUUUUUAAAAAGAUGUAUGUAUCUGAUUUAUCUUUUGGAAAUAUUAUAUUUUUAUUUGUAUUUUUUACAUUUUAAAGUUCAUCUCUAUGUGCAGCUAUUUUUAUAUUGCCAAAAAUUCACAUAAAUACAUAGUAAGAGAGAAAUGGGGGAAAAAAUGGCAAGCAUUACCUUGUGGGGUUUUUUUAAUGUUUCAUGGGCCAGUCUCAUGUACUUGGUUAUUCUAAUAAUGUGUUGUAUCUUUUCACUGUAUAUAUGGUGCAAACCUUAUUGUCUCAGUAGUGUAAAUAUCUAAGAUUGAACUUUCCCGGUUUGAUUUCUUAUUUCAACUGUAAUUUUCCCAACUGUCAUUAUUGACUCACGGGCCUGUGAAGGUUCUGAUUUGCAAUUUGGAGAUAAUUGCUUUGGGUUCAUUUUCUAAUUUGUUUUUAAUUUACUUUUAAAACUUGUUUUCAGGGUUCCUAGUUUGUGAGAAGUUGAUCUUCGGAAUUAU
Cricetulus griseus (Chinese hamster) is the source of this 6735-nucleotide messenger RNA. The record is from RefSeq and is a predicted model, not a curated record. NCBI's taxonomy places the organism in Eukaryota, Metazoa, Chordata, Mammalia, Rodentia, Cricetidae.